AUGAGAUUAACGUCACAAGUGCUAUCUGAUGCACCGACAAUAAUAAACCCCGAGAAACAAGUAACGCUUCUGCUCAGAAGCUUGAAAAUUCCUUAUCUUGAAAAUUUAGGUAUUACAAAGGAUACGUAUGAAGUAAUAGACUUAACCGAUAAUGAAUUGAUUGAACUAUCCAACUUUCCUAGACUUAAGCACUUGAAGGUGUUAUUGGUCGGAAACAAUAAUAUCACUAGUAUUAGCGAUGAUAAAUUGUCAAUGAACAUACCUCAUCUACAAACAAUAUCUUUGAUAAACAACAAUAUAAGCAAGUUUCUGGAUAUUCGCAUGUUGUCCAAUUUCAAGAACUUAUCUGAUAUAACACUUAUUGGAAAUCCUAUAGCAGAUUUCCCUAAUUAUAAGUAUUUUAUGAUUUGGUUAAUUCCAACGUUGAAGGUAUUGGAUUUUUCCAAAGUUAAACAGAAGGAUUUAAUAAAAGCAAGAGAAUUAUUCGGCGAAA
This is a messenger RNA of Debaryomyces fabryi, 493 nucleotides long. RefSeq names its product U2 snRNP complex subunit (gene LEA1). Gene Ontology annotation, cellular component: U2 snRNP. The record is from RefSeq and is a predicted model, not a curated record. Gene Ontology annotation, molecular function: protein binding; U2 snRNA binding. Gene Ontology annotation, biological process: mRNA splicing, via spliceosome. The annotation marks the transcript as partial. Lineage: Eukaryota; Fungi; Ascomycota; Pichiomycetes; Serinales; Debaryomycetaceae. The transcript has a single exon.